This is a messenger RNA of Achroia grisella, 1339 nucleotides long. RefSeq names its product N(4)-(Beta-N-acetylglucosaminyl)-L-asparaginase-like. Bases 294 to 1316 code for a protein of 340 amino acids. Gene Ontology annotation, molecular function: N4-(beta-N-acetylglucosaminyl)-L-asparaginase activity. NCBI's taxonomy places the organism in Eukaryota, Metazoa, Arthropoda, Insecta, Lepidoptera, Pyralidae. The transcript is spliced from 6 exons. Gene Ontology annotation, biological process: protein deglycosylation. Gene Ontology annotation, cellular component: lysosome. The record is from RefSeq and is a predicted model, not a curated record.
UCAAAUUUUCAUAUUGACAUUUUCCCAAAUCGAAUACUGUGUCGGUUGUUUGUUUAGUUUUAAUACAUUAUUAUAAUUCAUAUGAAUUAAUAUAGUGCACAUAGUUUAAUUUGUACGUGAACUAAUAAUUUAUGUGACACGAUCAUUGCCUAAGUUCAAACAUUCAGUUAUGAUUACUAUAUUUUUGUCGGCUCGAUAAAUAUAAAGAUACAGUUACAUACAUUUUAUUAAAUAUUACAUUAAAUAAAUCACAUACUUUUUUGUAACUCAAGUCGAGAUAACAAGUCAAGAUUAUGAAAGUUGUAAUUAUUCUGCUAACAUUUUAUUUCUACGAAACGAGAUGUGACCCGAAUAUUCCCAUUGUUAUCACUACAUGGCAUUUUACAAAUUCUACAAUCAAAGCAUGGGAUGUACUGAGUAAAGGAGGUUCAUCAUUAGAUGCCAUUGAGAAAGGUGCUACAGUAUGUGAGGUACAACAGUGUGAUGGAACAGUUGGCUUUGGUGGCAGUCCUGAUGAAGAUGGUGAGACCACACUUGAUGCACUCAUCAUGGAUGGGAGAACUAUGAAUGUUGGUGCAGUUGGUGCUUUACGAAGAGUCAAAAGUGCAAUAUCAGUUGCUCGCCAUGUCUUAGAAAACACCAAGCAUUCAUUCCUUGUGGGAGAACUGGCAACUCAGUUUGCUUUGCAAAUGGGCUUUAAAGAAGAAUCACUAGUUACUCCUGAUUCUAAGAAGUUAUGGAUGAGAUGGCACAAUGAAGACCAUUGUCAACCAAAUUUUUGGAUGAAUGUGCAACCAAAUCCAAAUGAAUAUUGUGGUCCUUAUAGGAAUUUAGAUACACUCGUUAAACAUAGGAAACCUCAGAAGAAAACUAUGAUAGUUGACAGAUUCAACCAUGACACUAUUGGUAUGGUGGCCAUAGACAAAAAUGGAGAUGUAGCAGCGGGUACCUCUACUAAUGGUGCAAAAUUUAAGAUUCCAGGGAGGAUUGGUGACUCUCCAAUACCUGGAUGUGGUGCGUAUGCUGAUAAUACGGUCGGUGGGGCUGCAGCAACUGGUGAUGGUGAUGUCAUGCUGAGAUUCCUUCCUAGUUUUCUAGCCGUGGAGGAAAUGCGAAGAGGGGCGUCCCCUAACAGAGCUGCGCGGACAGCUAUUGAAAGAAUAGCGUCACAUUACUCGGAUUUCUCAGGAGCAGUUAUUGCUCUAACCAAUGAUGGCGAAUAUGGUGCUGCCUGCCAUGGAAUAAAGUCGUUUCCAUAUGUAGUCCAAGACAAUAAUCGUGAGAUGAGCGAAGUUAUUACCAUUAACUGUUCCUGACAUGAUUAUUAAAAAUAAAUAAA